This is a messenger RNA of Pocillopora damicornis (cauliflower coral), 2189 nucleotides long. RefSeq lists its product as uncharacterized. NCBI's taxonomy places the organism in Eukaryota, Metazoa, Cnidaria, Anthozoa, Scleractinia, Pocilloporidae. The record is from RefSeq and is a predicted model, not a curated record.
AAAUUUUUGUCAUGAGAUACAAAUGAAUAGUUGCUAUCGAUAUCAUGCUGGAACAAAGCUUGUCAGCAGUUUCUUCCUUUUAUGAGUGGAGAGAAAUCGUUCAUCCGUGUAGCCUUUGAGCUAAAUUAUUCAUUCAGCUAAAUUGUCAACAACUUUUUAGGUCUUGAGUUUUGCUUUCCCGAACGAAAAAAAUUCGAUCGUCAGAAAUUUGUUCCUUCGUCAAUUUGCUAUUUUUCUGUGUAGUGAAGAAGGCUACUUUAUGCACAGUCGUUUUCGACGAAAACAGUCGAAGUAAAAGAGUAUUUAAUGUCUAUACUUCAUUGCUAGACGACCAUAAGUUACUCUGAAUAAGAUAAAAAAACAGCUGCCAAGCGUUGGAUAACUUUGUACCACUAGCGCUUUUGCACUAUGUCGGUGACGAAAAAACGAACAACUGAGAAGUGACAGAGAAAAAAAUCAGAAUGGUAUACUUAGUCUGGGAGUUAUCAGAUUUCUUUUGCGACACUAUUAGGAGAUAUCUAUGGAGUACAGAAAUUUGCCUUGUCAACCUUUAGGCGCUGUGUUUUGGUAGAGGAUUUUGAGGGAAUGAACCAGCAAGUGUAAACGCGCCUUGCGUGUUGUAAGGUGGGGAAACUCGGCUGCAAAUGAAGUAUUGUUACAGCUGAAAUACCUAACUCCUUAGCUGUGCCUCUAGUGGAGUUAUCAUUGGCCAAUUCUGCGCUUGCAUUGACAGGAGCAAUUCUCUGGUUUCGAAAUAAUUUGCAAGUUUUAUUUCAGAUUUUAUCCAUUAGUUGCAACUUUUAAAAAACCAACCCCAGAAAUGUUGAAGCGGUUUAUUGAUGCGUUACUGUCGAGGAAACAGCAACCAACUCAAGUAGAUGGUAAACCACAAAGUUCCGUUCCCGAGAAAGCGAGCGAGAACGAACCGCGAGAAGAUCCUCUCGGUGAAGAAUCGAGACCUGAAGUAGUGGAGGAAUCUCAACAAGAAGUUGUACAAGGAAAGAAAGACGAACAAGUUAAACCACAGGAAGAGGAGGCGAAGAAAGACAAAGGAAGAGAACAGAGUGGAUCAGGCGAAGAAAGCACGGCUCCCAGUAAAGACGAAGAACAAACUCAGCAACCGGCUGAGAGUGAAGUGAACGCCGAGGCCGCAGCGGAAAGCAGCGGUAGUGAUAAACCUGAUGUUGAGCAAGUAGAGGAGCAGAAUGAAGCUGUGAAAACAGAGGCGCAAGAAGGAACUGAAAGAGAACCAGAAGUAGCAAAGGAAGGUGAAGAGGCGGCUGCACCAGUGGACGGAGAAACGCCAUCACAAGCAGAAAACGCAGAAGAGAUGCCAGCUGCUGCUGAUCAAACACAGCAAUCGCAACCCGCAGCCGAAGAAUCUAAACCUGCGGAGGAAGAAUCACAACCAGCGGCCGAGGAAACAAAACCUGAGGAACAAGUAGCGCAACCUGCGCCUGAAGAAGCGAAUCCUGCGGCCGAAGAAGCGAAGCCCGCGGCCGAAGAUUCGAAUCUAGCGGCUGAGGAAUCAAAUCCCGCAGAUGGAGAACCUCAAGCCGACGAACAGCAAGCAGCUGAAGAGCCGCAAAAAAGCGAAGAAGCGACACCGCAAGAGGAAACACCGGCUAGUGAGGACAGUUAAGAAUGUAUUGGGUUCCCGUAAAAACAGUGAACGCCUAUCAUUUCACGUAAUUUUACAGUCUGGAACUGUACACAAAAUCCUUGUCCACGUAGGUUCUUAAGGUGGACAACUCUAUCCAGUGGUUAAAUUUCUAUCUUGUGGAUAGUGUAGUACGUUUUGUAAGCACUUAUCCGCUGGAUAAAGAUUUAUCUGCUGGACAGCUUUAUCUAUCGUUCGAAAAACUGGGUUCUGAAGCAUGACCCUUUUUACCAUGAAGGUUUUACGUAUCUAUGUAUUCAGAGACACAGGCCUUGAGAAGAUCUGUUGAAUCUGAAUCAGUAAUUACAGCUUUUAUCAUACACAAGGUUUACUUGAAUACAUAUCGGCAAAACAGUAAAUCGUCACUCUAGUAACACCAAACCUAAAAACAUUAAACUCAAAAUAAAACACACAAAUCUAAGUUUAACGCAAGAUAAAAUACUAUGUAUUUAAAAGAGAAGGAAAGUUUUACCUUAUGAAAUAAAGAAAUAGAGAUUGAUAUUUUGUAAGUGUUGAGAAAUCUGAUAAA